UACAGUCUGGCGCCGACCUCGACCUUCAGCCCGACGCCCGACCCGUUAGAGCGGUCGGCAUCAUUGAUGCAUCAUCGUGCAAUUGUGAUCGAUGUACGUAGGCAUGUGCAGAUAUGACCAGGAUAAUGAAAACGAGAGAGGCGGAGAACAAACAACGGAGAGGCCGCCGCGUCGAUGGCCGUAGAGAGCCCCAGCCUGCCGCAUAGCUCGGCGCCCGCGGCCGCGGCACCAGAGCCGACUUCCGACGAGCAGAUUGCGGCGGCGACGGCUUCCGUCCGGAAGACGGUCGGGCGGGUGGGGUCCUUGGACGUGCGGCUCGAGGUUUCGCAGUUUGUUGACCCCGUGGCGCUCGAGACGCGGCGGUCGCCGUGCCGCUGCCCGGGAACGAGCUCAGGGAGCUGCGUGCCGCCCUGGCGUGGUCUUCGAGGUCGCGCGCCGCUCCCGCCCCUGACGCUCGCCCGCGCCCUGCACUGGGCCCCCUCACCUUGGGUCUUCUGCGGCCUCUGCGGCGACACGAUGCAGCCAGAGGCUGCGCCAAGGGCGUCGGCCUUAGGGCGCGGCCAAUUCGCCGCCCCGGCGCGGGGAGAGGUUCUGCGCGGGAGUGCUGGCCCUGCGGAGCGGGUCCGCGCGGCGUGGGCCUGGGCGCGCGGCCGCGGGUGUUGUCCCUCCAGGGGCGCGGCAGAGCACGGGGUGUAGGCCUCAGGGCGCAGGCCCGCAGGUGCUCCUGCUGCGCGGCGCUGAGGAGCAGCGCGGGGCGAGCGCGCGAGGCGCCCCGUGCCCUGCGGCGAAGAAUCGCGUCGCCGAGGACUACUCAAGGCGGCGUCAGCGGAGCGCAGGGAAAAACCAGGAG
Molecule: messenger RNA, 850 nt
Organism: Prorocentrum cordatum
Lineage: Eukaryota; Dinophyceae; Prorocentrales; Prorocentraceae
Source: the annotation of a GenBank genome assembly